UCUUGUUGCUCGUAGCGAUUCUGGCGGCCGCCAUGCUGAGGGCGUCGUCGUACACGCACACGGACUGCGGGAUAGCGCAGACGGCGUUCGGUGAAUGCGUGCCGUACGUGGCCGGGAAAGACCCGUCGCUCUCACACCAGUGUUGCAGCGCCGUCAGGGACAUCAAGGAGCUGACACCCACGGCGAGGGACCGCCGGGCGAUCUGUGCAUGCCUCGUGCAAGAACUCAAAGAUGCCGGAGGUUCUGUCGACUCGUCAAAGGCCAAAGGCCUUGCGGGGGGUUGUGGCGUCUCCACCAACGUCAUCCCCACCAGCCUCAGCUUUGACUGCUCCAAGAUUGCAUGAAUCGGAAAAUACGUGUAGGAGGCUGAGAGAUGGAAGAGACAUUUAUAUGCAUGUCUCUUUGUGUUGGGAAAUAAAUCGAAUAAUAGUGAAUGAACUUUUGGCUGG
Molecule: messenger RNA, 449 nt
Organism: Musa acuminata subsp. malaccensis (wild Malaysian banana)
Lineage: Eukaryota; Viridiplantae; Streptophyta; Magnoliopsida; Zingiberales; Musaceae
Product: non-specific lipid-transfer protein A-like
Biological process (GO): lipid transport
Cellular component (GO): membrane
Molecular function (GO): lipid binding
Source: RefSeq, a predicted model, not a curated record